UUCGUCUAUCUACUGACCACUCGUGCUGGAGGCGUUGGCAUUAAUUUGUUUACUGCAGACACCGUAAUUAUCUUCGAUCCUGACUUUAAUCCGCAUCAAGAUCUCCAGGCAAUAGCGCGUGCACAUCGAUUCGGGCAGAAGAAAACUUGUCUAGUUUUCAAGCUGAUGGUCAAGGAGUCUGCGGAAGAACGUAUCAUGCAGAUCGGCAAGAAAAAGCUCGUACUAGAUCAUCUUAUUGUGCAAAAG
Lentinula edodes (shiitake mushroom) is the source of this 246-nucleotide messenger RNA. Its product is annotated as P-loop containing nucleoside triphosphate hydrolase protein. NCBI's taxonomy places the organism in Eukaryota, Fungi, Basidiomycota, Agaricomycetes, Agaricales, Omphalotaceae. Gene Ontology annotation, molecular function: histone binding; DNA binding; chromatin binding. Gene Ontology annotation, biological process: chromatin remodeling; negative regulation of transcription by RNA polymerase II. Gene Ontology annotation, cellular component: nucleus; chromatin. The record is from RefSeq and is a predicted model, not a curated record. The annotation marks the transcript as partial. The transcript has 5 exons.